This is a messenger RNA of Eimeria acervulina, 4920 nucleotides long. Its product is annotated as DNA topoisomerase II, putative. Bases 1 to 4920 code for a protein of 1639 amino acids. Gene Ontology annotation, molecular function: DNA binding; DNA topoisomerase type II (double strand cut, ATP-hydrolyzing) activity; ATP binding. The record is from RefSeq and is a predicted model, not a curated record. Gene Ontology annotation, cellular component: nucleus. The transcript has 25 exons. Gene Ontology annotation, biological process: resolution of meiotic recombination intermediates; sister chromatid segregation; DNA topological change. NCBI's taxonomy places the organism in Eukaryota, Apicomplexa, Conoidasida, Eucoccidiorida, Eimeriidae.
AUGAGCUCCUCUGACUCGGAAAAUGUUUACGCAAGUUCCAGCGAAGGAGAGGAGGAGACUCCGUCUGUCUCCAGGGGGGGCGGCGGCGGCAAGCGAGCCAAGAAGACAAUUGAAGAGCGCUAUCAGAAGAAGUCGCAGCUGGAGCAUAUCUUGCUGCGCCCCGAUUCAUACAUCGGCAGCACAGAGAUAAGCGCACAGCAGGUGUGGGUGAUGCCUGAGGGGGAGCUUCGCAUGCAGCAGCGAGUAAUAUCUUUCCCUCCGGGGCUGUACAAGAUUGUAGAUGAAAUCCUUGUUAAUGCAGCAGACGUAAAAGCUAGAGAAACAGAAGGCGCAGGGGCGCCCAGAGCGAAGAUGACAGCCAUUAAAGUCAGCGUAGAUCAAGCACAAGGAUACAUCCGAGUAUGGAACGACGGAGAAGGUAUCCCCGUGGCAAUUCACAAGGAACAUAAGGUGUACGUGGCUGAACUGAUCUUCGGCCAGCUGCUAACUAGCGACAACUACGACGACACUGAGGCGCGCGUCACAGGAGGCCGCAACGGCUUCGGAGCGAAGCUCACCAACAUUUUUUCAUCUCAUUUUGAAGUUGAAUGUGCAGACAGCAAACGCAAACAGAAGAUAAAAGUUGUAUGGACAGACAACAUGAGCAAGCAAGAGCCUCCAGUUAUAACGCCUUUCAAUGGAGCUGGCGACUUCGUCUCUGUGAAAUUCAAACCGGAUCUCCGCCGUUUCGGGAUGUCUGCGCUUGAUGACGACCUGGUCUCGCUGCUGCGCAAGCGAUGCUUCGACUUGGCAGGAACUGCAGGGACAGCGGUAUAUUGGAACGGGACGCGGCUGCCAGUGCGGAGUUUCGUGGAUUAUGUGGACUUGUACUUAGGGGAGGGGGCAGGGAAAAAGCGGGGCAAGGGCAAAGAGAAAGGCAAAAAAAAGAGCAAAAAGAAAGGAUCUGACGAUGACAGCAGCGACGACUCCGAGGCAGAGGAAGGGGAGAAAGAAAAUGGAACAGAACCAAAAGAAGACGAAGACAAAGAAAAUGAAACGCCACCCGAAAAACAAAUCAUAAAGAUACACGAGAAAAUGCACCGAUGGGAAGUUGUCAUCAGCCAAACAGACGGCAGCUCGUUUUCCCAGGUGUCAUUCGUUAACAGCAUCUGCACGACGAAGGGCGGCCACCACGUGACCCACGUCAUCGAACCUCUUUUGGCGGCGCUGGUGAAGAAGGCAAACGCCAAAAACAAAGGAGGCAUGGAGAUUAAAGCGCCCCACGUCAAGCAACACCUGUGGGUGUUCGUUAAGUGCCUCAUUGAGAACCCCGCGUUCGAUUCCCAGACUAAGGAAACUUUGACCACCACAGUUUCCCGUUUCGGCAGCAAAUGCACUCUCUCGGAGAGGACAAUUAACGCUGUCGCCAAAUCUCCCAUCUUGGAGGGAGUGCUCUUAUGGGCGCAAACGAAGGCGCAGGUCGAACUGAGACGGCAAAUGUCCGUGGGAAAGACCAAGGGCAGAGAACGGUUGACAGGCAUCUCCAAGCUGGAGGAUGCAAACGAAGCGGGCGGCCGCUAUGCCCAGGAAUGCACGCUGAUCUUGACUGAAGGUGACAGUGCCAAAACGUCUUGCCUUGCGGGGCUGUCCGUUGUGGGGCGGGAGAAGUACGGCGUGUUUCCUUUGAGGGGAAAGCUUCUGAACGUGCGGGAAGCAUCGUUCAAGCAGUUGAAAGAAAACCGCGAAAUCCAAAACAUAUUGAGAAUCUUAGGGCUUCAGAUUAACGACAAAGUGCAAGACACACGGGGUCUGCGCUAUGGUUCAUUGAUGAUUAUGACGGAUCAAGACUACGAUGGAUCGCACAUUAAGGGGCUGUUGAUCAAUAUGCUGCAUCACUACUGGCCUCAGUUGCUGCAAUGCAACCAUUUUUUGACGGAGUUCGUAACUCCUAUUGUCAAAGUUUCAAAGGGAUCCGUUGAAAAGGCAUUUUUCACCCUUGUCGAAUACGACAUGUGGAGGAAGCAACAGGGCAAUCUUGCCGGCUGGAAAAUAAAGUACUACAAAGGUCUGGGUACCUCGACAGAUAGGGAGUUCAAGGAUUAUUUUCAGGCUCUUGAUAAACACCGAAUCAGGUUCCGAUGGACAGGCGAGUUAACCCUUGCAAUGUGUAUCAGCUGGUUGUUCCUUAACCCCUUUGUUGCGUGCUUUCUGUCCGUAGCAGGCAGUGGUGAUGGGGAGCUGAUUGACAUGGCGUUUAGCAAGAAGCGGGCAGAAGACAGAAAGCGCUGGCUGCAGGGCUACAGAGAAGGAACAUUCGUUGACCAUUCUAUGCGAGAACUGACAUUUUCUGAUUUCGUAAAUAAGGAGCUGGUUCAGUUUUCGCGAUACGACAAUGAACGUUCUAUUCCACAACUUGUAGACGGAUGGAAAGUCGGGCAACGCAAAGUGCUGUUUGCAGUCUUCAAAAAAAACACGAAGGCCGAGAUGAAAGUUGCACAGCUUUCGGGCUACGUAGCGGAGCAGAGUGCCUACCACCACGGCGAGCAGUCUUUGCAGCAAACCAUUAUCACCAUGGCUCAGCGGUUCGUAGGCAGCAACAACCUUAACUUCCUUGAGCCCGUAGGACAGUUUGGCUCUCGGAAGGAAGGAGGAAAAGAUGCCUCCGCCCCCCGUUACAUCUUUACCAAGCUUGCGCCGUACACCCGGCUUGUCUUCCCUGAGGCAGAUGACCCCCUACUCGAAUACCUUUAUGAAGAGGGACAGAAAAUUGAACCCAAGUAUUAUGUACCGGUCAUCCCAACUAUACUUGUCAAUGGCAGUGAAGGAAUCGGCACAGGAUGGUCUUCGUUUAUUCCCAACUUCAAUCCUAGAGACAUCAUUGCCAACCUAAAAAGAUUCAUUGCGGGGGAAGAAAUGGUUCGAAUGAAGCCCUGGUACAGGGGAUUCAAAGGCCUUAUUGAGGAAAACGCAACUAAGACGGCAUUUGAGACCAUAGGCCUUAUCGAGAAAACAGGGGAAGAUGUUGUGGAGAUAAGCGAGCUUCCGAUCAAACGGUGGACACAGGACUACAAAGAGUGGCUUGAAGAGCAGCUCCCAACUCCCGACAAGAAAGACCCCUGGAUAUCAGACUACAGAGACAGCAGCAGCCACGAAGAUAUCAAAUUUGUUGUCAAGCUUUCAGCAGAAAAGCUUGAAGGCGCUGAUAACGAAGCUUUGGUGAAACUCUUCCGCCUCAAGUCUUCUCUAAGCACACAAAACUAUCACCUUUUCAACGCUGAGGGGAAGGUUCAGAAGUACGCUGAUGAGCUGGAGAUCAUGAAAGACUUUGCUGCCAUUCGUUUGACCUUCUACGAGAAACGUAAGGCGUAUCUCAUCGCCGUGUCGGAGAAGGAGAAAUCUAUUCUGCACAACAGAGUCCGCUUCAUCACAUCUGUCCUUUCGGGAGAGUUGGUUGUGAGCAACAAACGACGCCAAGCCUUGAUAGAAGAACUAUUCGUCAAGGGGUAUGACCCAAUGCGCGAGUUGGAGAAGAGAUGCGCAAACCUUAUUGAGAGCAUUUUGAACCGCCAGACACCUCAGGAACAUGGAUUAUCUGACAAAGAAAGCGUCGACGAAGAAGCGCCGUCCGCCUGCGGAUGUGUCGGCGCGGACUUUGACUACCUCGCCGGAAUGCCGAUGUGGAGUCUAACAGCUGAAAGGGUGGAGGAGUUGAAGCGACAACUCCGCGAUAAGGAAGUGGAAUUGGAGAGUCUGCGGCAAACAGAUAUUCGGACUCUGUGGCUUAAGGACUUGGAUGCUCUUUUAGAAGCUAUAGAGAAACAGGACGCGGCUGACAUGAAGCAAAGAGAAGCAGACUUGGCCUUCCACAGGCAGAUGGAAAGCAAGAAAGGUCUUAAGGGCUUCUCUGCUCUUAAGGGAAAAGCCAAAGGCGCCAAAGGAGGCGUCCCCAAAGCAGCGCCUAAAGUGGGGAGUGCCAAGUCGACAUCUAAGGCUCGCAAGAAGGCACAUUCCAGCUCAGAAGAGGAGUCCGUGAGCUCGUCAGCGGAUAGCGACGAAUCAUCCGAAGAAAUGAGUUUUGCGGACGAUUCAUCUGAAGAGGAUCGGCCUUCAAAGAAGCGUCCAAGACCUGCACAAAAGAAAACAAACGGAGUGAAGCCCCUCGAGGAGCCCUCUAGCGCUUCACAUCCCACCUCGGCCAGCACGGAUGCACAAGGAUUGCCGCCUUUCUUUGCAUCACAGGAAACCCCCAAGUUAUCAGCGGACAAGGAAGAAAAACCUGCAGAACCUCCAAAGGCACCACCUAUCCAGUCACUCUCCCUCCUCGACCGCCUAAGACUUGGGGGAAGCAGCUCCUUUUCUUCAUUAGCUCCUGUCCGCACCAAGCAACUCACCCUGGACGAGAUCUUUGCUCCCGCCACUAGCACCACUGCUAAGCCCUCUGACGCGCCAGCGCCUGCACAGGCUGCCGCCUCGAAGACGACAGAAGCUUCAAAAGGGUCUGCAGUGCCAACGAGCGCAGCGACUGAUUCUGCCGACCAUUCUACAGAGUCCGCAAUCACGAGAACACCCCCUAAACCCAAACGGCGGAGAGUGUUGGUGGAUUCUGAUGAUUCAGAUUCAGUGACAAGGUCUGCCAACAGAUCCAAGGCCUCCACGCCGAAGCGAUCAGCUCCAUCGACACCACAGAAGCCCAAGCCUCGUGGAACGCCAAAAAAACGCAAAGCCAAAAGCGACGAUGACGAAUCAGACUCAUCCAAGGGUGGAGAUUUGGGUGUAGAAGAAUCUCCCAUUGCUUCAAAUAGGCCUCGCCGAGCAGCGGCUCAAGCGCCCAAGAAGUACACUGUCGACUCCUCGGAGUCGAGUGAGGGGGAAAGCGAUGCUUCUGAAGAGGCUUCUGAAGAGUCUUCAGAAGCGGAAAUCAUUUCUGAAGAGGACGAUUAG